Molecule: messenger RNA, 1061 nt
Organism: Melopsittacus undulatus (budgerigar)
Lineage: Eukaryota; Metazoa; Chordata; Aves; Psittaciformes; Psittaculidae
Gene: LEAP2
Product: liver enriched antimicrobial peptide 2
Exons: 3
Coding region: 616-849 (77 amino acids)
Biological process (GO): antimicrobial humoral immune response mediated by antimicrobial peptide; defense response to bacterium
Source: RefSeq, a predicted model, not a curated record
UCCCCAAACUUAUCUGACAAGUGUUCCUUCUGCUUUUCAAGCGCUGGGGCUGGGCAAGGCAGGUUGAGUAACUUCCUCAUCAUUCUUCCAUGUACCAGGAAUGAGAAGCAGAAUCAAAAACAUGAUUCUCUGCUCCAAAUAAGCUCACUCAGACAAAAUAUUCCCCAGCUGACAAACUCUAAGCUGCAUACACUGCAGCUCUCAUAGAAGCUAAAUAAGGUCAUGGCUUUUGAUCUUUACCCUAACGCUUUGGGCCAGCCACCCUUUUGCAUUCAAAUCCACCAUAGGGUUCUGGUAAUGCAUUAGGUGGGUUUUAAAGGAAGGAACAGUUGGCACAAGUGGUAAGCUGAGCAGACAAAGUACAAGUGGAAGGAGGGUAAAUCAUUAGCCAGAGAGACAGGCCUUGAACCAGAUCACUGCAGCAGAUGCUAAUUUAGUAAUUCCCUCCUGCUCCGAAUCGAACUUUGUUCCUGCAAUGACUGACAGCUGAUGCAACGAUAAGAGAAUGAAGUCUAUAAAAAUCUAGCUGAGGCUUGGGAAGUUCUAUUUGGGGCUCUUCUACCUCCUCCGCCCGAGGCUGGUCCCGCGGUCCAAGUGCCAGCCCACACUGGGAAGAUGCACUGUUGGAAAAUGCUGGUGGUCACCUUGCUCUGCUCACUGCUGCUCUGUCAGACACACUGUGCUUCCUUGAGCCAACCAGAGCCUCAGCUGGUGAGAGAGAGGAGGAUGACACCCUUCUGGAGAGGCGUCUCGCUGAGACCUGUUGGAGCCUCGUGCAGGGACAACAGUGAAUGCAUUACAAUGCUCUGCAGGAAGAACCGCUGCUUCCUGACAACAGCCGCUGAGUGACCCGUCCCCCUGAAGCCCACCCGGUGCUGUUAUCACUAACAGUGAAGUAUUUAUUGACCCUUCAGAAGCGAGGACAGUGGAUCCAGCAAUAAGUGUAUUUAAUGUUUCUGCCCCAGGAACUGACUAAGGACUUCAAAGAGCUUGAGAGUGUUUCCUACCCAGGGCUGUACCGCUGCAGCACACCUCAGGAUGGCUCUGGGCAAGCUCAAUAA